AUGCCUCAGAACGAGUACAUGGACCGCUGGCGGCGCCUGCACGGCCGCCGCCUCGACCACGCCGAGCGGCAGCGCAAGCGGGCGGCGCGCGAGGGCCACGACGUCGCCGAGAAGGCGCAGAACCUGCGCGGCCUCAAGGCCAAGAUGUUUGCCGAGAAGCGCCACAAGGAGAAGAUCCAGAUGAAGAAGGCCAUCAAGGCCCACGAGGAGCGCAACGUCAAGACGGCCAACGACAAGGAGCCCGCCAACCCCGUCCCGGCCUACCUGCUCGACCGCAACACCCCCAACACCGCCAAGGCCCUCUCCACGUCCAUCAAGAACAAGCGAACUGAGAAGGCGGCCCGGUUCGCGGUGCCGCUGCCCAAAGUGCGCGGUAUCAGCGAGGAAGAGAUGUUCAAAGUGGUAAACACCGGCAAGAAGACGCAAAAGAAGGGCUGGAAGCGGAUGAUUACGAAACCAACAUUCGUUGGUCCCGAGUUCACUCGCAGGCCCGUCAAAUAUGAGCGCUUUAUCAGGCCCAUGGGUCUCCGAUACAAGAAGGCUCACGUCACACACAAAGAGCUCAAUGUUACUGUUCAGCUGCCUAUCCUUGGCGUUAAGAAGAACCCCAACAACCCGCUGUACACUCAGCUCGGAGUCUUGACCAAAGGAACGGUGAUAGAAGUGAACACGUCAGAGCUUGGAAUUGUCACAGCCAGCGGAAAGCUCGCCUGGGGUCGCUAUGCCCAGAUCACCAAUAACCCGGAUAUGGAUGGGACGGUCAACGCCGUAUUGCUGGUUUAG
Molecule: messenger RNA, 783 nt
Organism: Thyridium curvatum
Lineage: Eukaryota; Fungi; Ascomycota; Sordariomycetes; Thyridiales; Thyridiaceae
Exons: 10
Coding region: 1-783 (260 amino acids)
Biological process (GO): maturation of LSU-rRNA; maturation of 5.8S rRNA
Cellular component (GO): preribosome, large subunit precursor; nucleolus
Source: RefSeq, a predicted model, not a curated record